Colletotrichum orchidophilum is the source of this 510-nucleotide messenger RNA. RefSeq lists its product as uncharacterized. The record is from RefSeq and is a predicted model, not a curated record. Bases 1 to 510 code for a protein of 169 amino acids. The transcript is spliced from 2 exons. NCBI's taxonomy places the organism in Eukaryota, Fungi, Ascomycota, Sordariomycetes, Glomerellales, Glomerellaceae.
AUGGGAGACAACAUGGAAGGUGCGGGCAUGGCUGGCCCCGGCACCCCGGCAGGUUCUCUCGUGGGGAAUAAAUCCAUAUCCCAGCCAACCAACGCUGCCGAAUUACCGCCCGUCGUGGCCGGGGUCCGAACGGGGGAGGUAACCCCACUGGAGCUUCCCUCACCGAAGCCUGCGAAUCACGCUGCCCCGCCGGGGUCUCUCGCCUUUUUCGACCGUUUCCACCGUCCCUCGUCGUCCACCGUCGGACUUUCUGUCAACCACUUCUUUGCCCUUCACAUCGUCUUCCCCCACUGCCAUUCGACCGCCACCAAGCAAAUCAACCGCCCACAAUAUGCAGUUGUCCACCAUGUGUGCCGACCCAUGCAUCUUCUGCAGGACCUCGCCUUGCAGCUGCUUGGCCACUUUUGCCAGCUGGUGUUCAAUCCCAUCCCAGUGUCUCCAUCGGCGGUCAAGUUGACGAGCUGGUCGCAUCUCAACUGCUCUCCCGUCAUUCCAUCGUUUCUCCAAUGA